UGCAAAAUAAAUACUGUAAUCAACCACGUGUGUUAACUCUUUAGGCACUGAAAAAUUAAUCACCUCCUUGAUCCUUCUUUUGUCUCUAUUUGCCAGUCGAGUCAAGAGGCACAAUGAUUUCAGUCAGCCUCACAGACAUGCAAAAGAUUGGUCUUGGGCUGGUAACGUUUGGGAUGGCCUUCCUCUUCCUGGGCGUAAUGCUGUUCUUCGACAAGGGACUGCUAGCGAUGGGAAACAUUCUGUUUCUGGGAGGAGUGGUUUUCAUUAUUGGAUUUGAGAGGACUUACAGGUUUUUCUUCCAGACUCAUAAAUUGAAGGGCUCGGCAUUUUUCUUUGGAGGCAUUCUGAUCGUACUGAUAGGGUGGCCACUUAUUGGUAUGCUUGUGGAGUGCUAUGGAGCCUUCUUAUUGUUUGGAGGGCUGCUGCCACAUGCUGUGCUGUUCCUAAGACGUGCUCCAUUAAUUGGCCAUGUGCUCAAUCUACCAGGCCUGAGAACGAUUGUUGACAAGUUAUCGGAUGACUCUCAAUCACCAGCCUAAGAUAGACAUAAUUAGGAUGCAAGAAAUAUUAUAUAGUCUUUUACAUUAUCUUUUCACUUCUCUUUGUAUAAUCAUUUAAUUAAUCCAUGAGUAUUAAAUACAAAA
Messenger RNA from Halichondria panicea, 644 nucleotides. Its product is annotated as vesicle transport protein GOT1B-like. Gene Ontology annotation, biological process: retrograde transport, endosome to Golgi; endoplasmic reticulum to Golgi vesicle-mediated transport. Lineage: Eukaryota; Metazoa; Porifera; Demospongiae; Suberitida; Halichondriidae. The coding region runs from base 114 to 539 and encodes 141 amino acids. The record is from RefSeq and is a predicted model, not a curated record. Gene Ontology annotation, cellular component: membrane; endoplasmic reticulum. The transcript has 5 exons.